Rosa chinensis is the source of this 1753-nucleotide messenger RNA. RefSeq lists its product as uncharacterized. The record is from RefSeq and is a predicted model, not a curated record. NCBI's taxonomy places the organism in Eukaryota, Viridiplantae, Streptophyta, Magnoliopsida, Rosales, Rosaceae. The transcript is spliced from 6 exons. The coding region runs from base 790 to 1239 and encodes 149 amino acids.
AAAUGGACGGGAUGGAGUACCAAGUGUCAUGGAUGACCAUUUCCACAUAAAUGUAUCGCUUUGAAAACAUUUGAGGAUUAAGUUUUCAGUUCACAAGUUACCUAUGUAUGUUCGAACACACAACAUGUAAUGAAUUCCUGGAGAAGAUGAAUCAAAACCUGGAGGCUCCCUCAUUGAAGAUGUGUACAGAUGAGGUGAAUCUCAAAAUGAGGAGCUAUUUUCCAUGUGCAUUGAGAAACCAAGGCGUCAUAUUACCAUAUAUUAAUGAACCUUGGGAUUAAACCAUGCGUUGAUUAACAGUGAACAAAGGACAACAAGGAGUUCAAAAGACACAACAAUUAGUCCUCAGAUGAACUCGCAUAUAAAUCAGGUAUAUAUAUAUAUAUAUAACAGCCGCCUAUGCAUGUUCAUCUAGCACAACAAGAGAUGGCUGAAAAGAAUAAAAGCAAAGUUGUGUGCUCAGAUGAUGAUCACAGUGAUGCUGAAGAGAGCAAAAAGACAUUGGAUGACUUAACUCUCCCUCUAGAGAAACUCAACCUUGGCCCAGAAAAGAAGAAGAAGAAGAAGCUUCUGGUUAUUGGUCUUGGAGGCUUGCUUUGUCAUAGAGUAUACCGCACUGAAAAAAUCUACAUUCCAAAUUAUCGCCGUCCGGAUGCAGCAUAUGGAAACUACAAGCUUUACAAGAGGCCUUACUGUGAAGAAUUUAUGAAGUUUUGUCUGGAAAGAUUUGAAGUGGGAAUAUGAUCUUCUGCAAGGGAAUGGUACUUGGACAAUGCCUUGGAUUGUGGGAUGAAAGGAUUGAGGAGGAAGUUGUUGUUUGCUUGGGAUCAAGUGGAGUGUACUGAUUCAGGGUUCAAAACCUUGGAGAACCAAAAGAAGCCCAUCUUUCUGAAAGGGUUGAAGAAAAUAUGGGAAAACAAGGAUUUCAAAGCCUCACUUCCAUCUUCCAUGGGGAAAUACUCUUCAUUGAACACCUUGUUAAUUGAUGAUAAGGCUUACAAGGCUCUACUAAAUCCUGCUCACACAGCCAUCUUUCCUCCUGAAUUCAAGGUUGACCAAGUUGAUGACAAGGCUUUAGGUCCUAAUGGUGAGUUGAGGCUUUACUUGGAGGGACUUGCAGAUGCCGAUGAUGUUACUUCUUAUGUUAAAGAUCAUCCAUUUGGACAGCCAGCAAUAACAACUACUCACUCAGAUUGGGAUUUCUAUUCAAAGAUCCUUACUCAUUUCCAGAAAGAUUAAGCUAUUGCAGAAGCUCAUCAAUUAAUGUUAUGGAGCUGGAGACAUUAGAAUAAGAUUGUUAUCACGGUAUUUUCUAGUUUUAAAAAAUUGGCUUUCCAUUUGGCCAGCCUGCAAUAACAACUAGUCUUUCUGAACGGAAUUAGUAUUCAGAGAUUCUUGCUCUUUUUCAAAAGGUCUGUGCUCUAGCAAAAUUCUGAAGUUGAAGUGAAAAAUAAAAUAAAAUGGUAAUUGCUAUAAGGGAUAUCUUCUACUUUUCACGUCUAUGAUUAAUUGAGCACUAAUAUUAAUGCUUCAAAUGAUCAGAAAUGGAUUAAGAAGUUGUUUUAAGCAUCAAGUUAACCUUUUCACACUUGCACACAGUUCAUUUGGGUACUGGCCAAUGCUAAUUUGAGGCCUAAAUAAGCAGCCCAUAUUCUCUUUGGACUCUGAAUUAAGGCUUUUUAAUAAGCCCCUCUAUCAUCUUGUAAGUUCUGGUUUCAAUCAGCAUGAAUGAAAUCUUCAUUUUCUAUCCAAA